UUGGAACAAGCCGCUGCCGCUACAAAAAAAUCACGCUACGAUCGCGUUGGAACAAGCCGCUGCCGCUACAAAAAAAUCACGCUGCGAUCGCGUUGGAACAAGCCGCUGCCGCUGCAAAAAUCACGCUGCGAUAGCGUUGGAACAAGCCGCUGCCGCUGCAAAAAAAUCACGCUACGAUCGCGUUGGAACAAGCCGCUGCCGCUACAAAAAAAUCACGCUGCGAUAGCGUUGGAACAAGCCGCUGCCGCUACAAAAAAAUCACGCUGCGAUAGCGUUGGAACAAGCCGCUGCCGCUACAAAAAAAUCACGCUGCGAUCGCGUUGGAACAAGCCGCUGCCGCUACAAAAAUCACGCUGCGAUAGCGUUGGAACAAGCCGCUGCCGCUGCAAAAAUCACGCUGCGAUAGCGUUGGAACAAGCCGCUGCCGCUACAAAAAUCACGCUGCGAUCGCGUUGGAACAAGCCGCUGCCGCUACAAAAAAAUCACGCUGCGAUAGCGUUGGAACAAGCCGCUGCCGCUACAAAAAAAUCACGCUGCGAUAGCGUUGGAACAAGCCGCUGCCGCUGCAAAAAAAUCACGCUGCGAUCGCGUUGGAACAAGCCGCUGCCGCUGCAAAAAUCACGCUGCGAUAGCGUUGGAACAAGCCGCUGCCGCUACAAAAAAAUCACGCUACGAUCGCGUUGGAACAAGCCGCUGCCGCUACAAAAAAAUCACGCUGCGAUAGCGUUGGAACAAGCCGCUGCCGCUGCAAAAAUCACGCUGCGAUCGCGUUGGAACAAGCCGCUGCCGCUGCAAAAAAAUCACGCUGCGAUCGCGUUGGAACAAGCCGCUGCCGCUGCAAAAAUCACGCUGCGAUCGCGUUGGAACAAGCCGCUGCCGCUGCAAAAAAGCCACGCUACGAUCGCGCUGGAACAAGCUGCCGCUGCAAAAAAGCCACGCUGCGAUCGCGCUGGAACAAGCUGCCGCUGCAAAAGCCACGCUGCGAUCGCGCUGGAACAAGCUGCCGCUGCAAAAGCCACGCUGCGAUCGCGUUGGAACAAGCUGCCGCUGCAAAAAAGCCACGCUGCGAUCUCGCUGGAACAAGCUGCCGCUGCAAAAAAGCCACGCUACGAUCGCGCUGGAACAAGCUGCCGCUGCAAAAAAGCCACGCUGCGAUCGCGUUGGAACAAGCCGCUGCCGCUGCAAAAAAGCCACGCUGCGAUCGCGUUGGAACAAGCUGCCGCUGCAAAAAAGCCACGCUGCGAUCUCGCUGGAACAAGCUGCCGCUGCAAAAAAGCCACGCUGCGAUCUCGCUGGAACAAGCUGCCGCUGCAAAAAAGCCACGCUGCGAUCGCGCUGGAACAAGCUGCCGCUGCAAAAAAGCCACGCUGCGAUCGCGUUGGAACAAGCCGCUGCCGCUGCAAAAAAGCCACGCUGCGAUCGCGUUGGAACAAGCUGCCGCUGCAAAAAAGCCACGCUGCGAUCGAGCUGGAACAAGCUGCCGCUGCAAAAAAGCCACGCUGCGAUCGAGCUGGAACAAGCUGCCGCUGCAAAAAAGCCACGCUGCGUUCGAGCUGGAACAAGCUGCCGCUGCAAAAAAGCCACGCUGCGAUCGAGCUGGAACAAGCUGCCGCUGCAAAAAAGCCACGCUGCGAUCGAGCUGGAACAAGCUGCCGCUGCAAAAAAGCCACGCUGCGAUCGAGCUGGAACAAGCUGCCGCUGCAAAAAAGCCACGCUGCGAUCGAGCUGGAACAAGCUGCCGCUGCAAAAAAAUCACGCUGCGAUCGAGCUGGAACAAGCUGCCGCUGCAAAAAGCACGCUGCGAUCGAGCUGGAACAAGCUGCCGCUGCAAAAAAGCCACGCUGCGAUCGAGCUGGAACAAGCUGCCGCUGCAAAAAAUCACGCUGCGAUCGAGCUGGAACAAGCUGCCGCUGCAAAAAAGCCACGCUGCGAUCGAGCUGGAACAAGCUGCCGCUGCAAAAAUCACGCUGCGAUCGCGCUUGA
Molecule: messenger RNA, 1983 nt
Organism: Caenorhabditis angaria
Lineage: Eukaryota; Metazoa; Nematoda; Chromadorea; Rhabditida; Rhabditidae
Source: the annotation of a GenBank genome assembly